This is a messenger RNA of Brienomyrus brachyistius, 4837 nucleotides long. RefSeq names its product macrophage mannose receptor 1-like. Lineage: Eukaryota; Metazoa; Chordata; Actinopteri; Osteoglossiformes; Mormyridae. The coding region runs from base 166 to 4527 and encodes 1453 amino acids. Gene Ontology annotation, molecular function: signaling receptor activity. The transcript has 31 exons. The record is from RefSeq and is a predicted model, not a curated record.
AAUAUCAGUUUUGCGCAAAAAAAAGGUCAGCGGUAUAAUGCCACAUUGUGUCUUUGUGUUUUUUUGAGGGGGGUGUCCACUCAUCUCCACUUCUAUUUAAGGGAGACGCAGACAGGUUCUUUCUCACAUGGUAUCAGGGGACUGUAUUGAGUAAAGUCUUGGAAAAUGAUGCAGCCAAGACGUUUUGUGGUUUUAUUCUUAAUCUGCACCUGGGUUGCUGUUGCCGAAACAGGCAGCCAUUUCCAAAUCUAUCACGAGAGCGAGGGAAAAUGUCUGGCAGUGAUGAACGACGGCAAGUUGCAGCUGCUUAACUGCAACCGAAACUCUAUGGCCCAGAAAUUCUUUUGGGGGUCACAGCACCGCAUAUACAACGGCUACGCCAAACAGUGUCUGGUCGUGAAGGAAUCCGCCAACUGGGCGACUGUAGUACUGAAAGUGUGCAACGAAAAGGAGGAGUUACAGAAAUGGGAAUGCAAGAAUGACACCUUCGUGGACCUAAAAGAUAAACGCUUACACCUGCACUAUAAAACUUCCGUCCUGCAUGUCUGCAAUGACACGCAAUGCACAAGUAAAUGGAGAAUUUAUGGGACUACGGAGAGCAUCUGCUCACAGCCACAGGAAGAUCUGUUUACCAUUUUGGGGAAUUCUCAGGGGAAGCCUUGCAUGUUCCCCUUCAAAUAUGAGAACAGUUGGUACACAGAGUGUACGACGCGCAACAAGGCCAGCGACGAGCCGUGGUGCGCUACGGUCACUGACUAUAACGAUGACCAGAAGUGGGGGUUGUGCCCAUCGAAAUCAGCUACCAAGCACUGGGACCAAAACUCAGUAAAUCAGGAUUGGUACCUGAUCAAUCCUAGUGCUCAGCUGAAGUGGCAUCAGGCCAGGAUGAGCUGCAGACAGAUGGGGGCAGACCUACUGAGUAUUCUCGAGCCUCAUGAGCAGAACUUUAUCUCAGGACUGAGCCAGAAACACAGUUCUGCCCUUCUUUGGAUUGGACUAAACAGUCUGUCAUCUGGAAAUGGCUGGCAGUGGGUUGAUGGGAGACCUUUUCGGUACUUAAACUGGGCUCCUGGGCACCCAUCUUCUACUCCUGGGUAUAACUGCGGCAUCGUGAACACGGGGAGAGCAUCCUUCUGGGAGACCAGCGACUGCUCGCAGGUCACGGGGUAUAUCUGCCGCAGAUCAAGCUCCAGGGGAAUCCCCACCGUUCAUCCAGCAGACGGGAACUCCUACAGAUGCCCCAAGCACUGGCUAACAUACCGGGACCAGUGCUUUGACCUACGGCGCUUGAAGAAGGUGUGGAAGGAGGCCUUGGCAGAGUGCCGCAGGGACGGAGGCGACCUCGCCAGCAUCCACGACAUCGCAGAGCAAGACUUCAUCAUUUCGCAGCUCGGAUACCUUCCGACAGACAAACUGUGGAUUGGCUUAAACGACCAGAAGAUUCAACAGUUGUUCGAGUGGAGCGACGGCUCCGCGGUUACGUUCACCAAGUGGGAGCUGGACGAGCCGUCCCACGUCUCUGUCCUAAAGGAGGACUGUGUGCUGAUGAGAGGGGAGGAAGGGAAGUGGGCAGACGACAACUGCGAGAAUGAUUUUGGGUUCAUCUGUAAGAAAAAGGCUGAAGUUGUCCCUGGGGGGUUGGUAACAACAGCUCCAGGCUGCAGUGAGGGCUGGACCAGACAUGGGUCAUUCUGCUACCAGAUAGGUUCAGAAGAAAAAACCUUUGAAGAUGCGAACCAGGAUUGUUUGAGCAAGGAUUCCCAUUUGGUUAACGUUGCAAGCAGGUUCGAGAAUGCUUUCCUCACUAGCUUGGUGGGACUGAGGCCUGAGAGGUAUUUCUGGAUUGGACUGUCUAACAAGGACCAGAAAGAAACGUUUGUAUGGACCAGCUCUGCAAAUGUCAGGUUCACGCACUUUGGGCCAGGGCUGCCAGGUCAGCAGCAGGGUUGUGUUGCCAUGAUGACCGGUACUGCCGCUGGCCUAUGGGAUGUCUUGAGUUGUACCAGGGGGGAAAAAUAUAUCUGUAAGACUUUGGCUCAGGGGGUGGAGCCAACCACUGCCCCGCCCACCACAGCGCCGGCCAGAUGCGCUGAUGGCUGGAAACCUUUGGGGAUGAGGGAUUCCUGUUACAAGGUUUACAAAAGAUAUCGUGAUGGCAGGAAGACGUGGUUUGAGUCUCAGAAAUACUGCAGAGACAUUGGGGGAGACCUUCUUAGUAUUCACAGUGAACUGGAUGUUAAACAUAUGAGGGACUCAGACCCUUAUGACAUGGAUGAUUUCUCGCUACAUUGGUCAUGGCCGGACACAGCUUGGAUCGGGCUCAGCGCUCUUGAUCCUACUUCCGGAUUUGUAUGGAGCGACGGAUCCUCAUCAGCCUUCGAAAACUGGGACGACGAAGAGCCCAACAAUUACAACGGAGUAGAGCUUUGUGGGGAAAUCUACUCGUACAAUUUAAAGUGGAACGACCGCCACUGUGAGAGCCUCAACAGUUGGAUCUGCCAGAUUCGCAAAGGUGUGACCCCAAAUCCCGAGCCAACUGACAGCCCACUAGUGUACAACAAGACGGAGGAUGGCUGGAUCGUGUAUGAUGGCACAGAGUACUACAUUAACCGCAAUCUUCAUUCAAUGGAAGAAGCCAGGCAAUACUGCCAGAGGAAGAGUGGUGACCUCGUCGUCAUAAACGGCGAAAGUGAGAGGGUCUUCCUCUGGAAAAUGAUGACCCAGAUGGAAACCUUUUAUUGGAGAUCCGGUCAAUACUACAUUGGUCUGACCAUUGACCUUGACCAGUCCGUUCAGUGGAUGGAUGGAUCACCCACGGUGUUCUUGGCCUGGGACAAAGACGAGCCUGGGUUUACCAAUUACGAUGAAAACUGUGUGGUCAUGACUUCUGGGAUGGGGUUCUGGAUGAACACUAACUGUGGCAAGCCCAUGCCUUCUGUUUGUAAGCGAGCCAGCGGGUCCCCCCCCAAUGCCACUCUGCCCCCCCCCAUGAGCAAGGGAGGCUGUGCACUUGGAUGGACCCACUUCGAUGGAAAAUGCUACGGGUUCUUCGGGAAGAACUCAGAGGAGCAGAAGUCAUGGGAAGACGCCCGGAAUUACUGCAUCAUGAAGGAGUCUAGGUUGGCGUCCAUCCUUAGUGAAGAAGAACAAGUAUUUUUGGUCAGCGAGUUGAUCGACACACCCGUGGACAUGUGGACCGGCCUGAAUUCACAGAACAGAGAUUCCCAUUUCCUGUGGAGCGAUGGGAAACCCGUCCAGUACCUGAACUGGGCCAAGGGACAUCCCUAUAAUGUUCCAUACCAUAGCCACCAUGAAUAUUUUAUGCAGUUUCCACAGACUGGCAGCCCAAAAUGCACACUCUUGUCCAGACAUCCGGAGAACAUGGUGGGGAAAUGGAAGACAGCUUCGUGUUUGGAGAAACACGGCUUCAUCUGCAAGAAGGACUCUGAUCCUGCAAGACCUAUACCUACACCUGAGCCACCUGGAACUCAGCAUAACAUUGGAAAUGGCACCCUGGUGGUGGUGCCAGAGCAUAUGGAUUGGUACAGUGCCAAUCAGCACUGCAAGGCGAAAACGGCUAAUCUGGCUAGCGUGCCAGACAUGCUAAUCCAGUCCGUCUUACACCGGUUAGCCUAUGAGCUCAAGCAACGCCUCUGGAUCGGACUCAACACUAAUGAGACUGAUGGAUAUUUCAAAUGGAGUGAUAAUUGGUUAUUCCAUUUCACUAACUGGGGCCUUGGUGAACCACGAAGCGACCUUCCUUGCGUGUUUGUGGACGUGGAUGGGAAGUGGAAGACCGACCAUUGCAAUGGCACCUAUCACCCUGUGUGCAAGACCUGGUCAGGUACCAUUCCCACACAUCCACCGCAGAUUCCCGGCAGGUGCCCCGAUCUGGAAUGGAUCCCCUUCAGGGGGCACUGCUAUAAGAUAGAAUCCUCCUCUGGUGGCUCGUGGGCCUACGCUGCCACGGAAUGCCGCAAAUUAGGAGCGUCCCUGGUGACCAUCACAGAUCCGGUGGAAAACAACUUUUUAUACAGCAAUGUGGAGCCUAUUAGGCGGCCGAACUGGCAGUACUGGAUCGGCCUUUACCUGAAUUAUCAAGGGCAGUGGGUGUGGUUUGAUGACAGUCCAGUGGACUACACGAACUGGGAGGAUGCAUUUGUGGCCACAGACCGUAUCUGUGCAUUUUUGAACCCCUUCACCUCCAAGUGGGGCAUGAGCAGCUGUUUAGGCAACGAAUACUACAUCUGCAAGGUGGACAAAGUUAUACAGCCCCCGGUGACUCCGUCCAUAACAGUUCUUCCCAGGCACGGCGGUCCCCAUGUGUACACCGGUAUCAUCGUGGUGGUGCUUGUCCUGCUCGUUGCCCUGGCGGGGCUGGCCUUCCUGUUCGUCCGCAGGAGGGGGGGUGCCACAAUCACAGUCCCACCCAGCUUUGAGAACAUGCUGUACUUUGGCUCGCACCGCAGACCUGACGUGGACAUCUUGACCAAGAAUAUGGAGGUCCACCCUGAGGGGAGCCAAUGAGAGAUUUUGUGGGGAAAUUGUGGCACUGAGUCCACUACAUCUCCCGCAAACAUGCUCACAUUUUACCAGUCUUUUCCGUGUUCUUCUGACUCUGAUAAGCUCAUGUACAUAGCGGGUUAGCAACUAAGCUAACACGGCACUCCGAUUUACGGCAUUUUUCGAUUGUUUUGUAAAUGCUUCUUGUUAAUGCUGGUACGUGGCUCUCAGGACCGUAUAAUCUUCGGCAAAUGGAAUAUGUACACAUUAAAUAUGACAAACCAGUGCCUGGUCCUCUUCUCCCUCUGGUGAAAUAAAAGCAUUAAACGGUUAA